Molecule: messenger RNA, 705 nt
Organism: Miscanthus lutarioriparius
Lineage: Eukaryota; Viridiplantae; Streptophyta; Magnoliopsida; Poales; Poaceae
Source: the annotation of a GenBank genome assembly
AUGGCCGCUGAAAACCGCCUCCCGCUUCUCCUCUCAAAGCCCCUGGUGGUUCAGCAAACCCCACACUCUGGCCACGGAUUCCUCCACUACAGACGUCUCCGGUGGUUAAGCAAGGACAGUGGCAAAACCGCCGGAGGUGGCGCGUGUCCUACCGCUGGGCUUCGGCGGAGGCGGCACAUCGGUUGUGCUGAGGGCUCCGGGGUAGGCGGCCCAUUGGUUGGGGCUGAGGGCUCCAGCAUAGGCAGGACUGAAGGCGGGUCAGGACGAGAGCCCCGUGGCGAUGUCGGCGACGGCACUGGACCUCGAUGCAUCACGGCUGAAGCCAGCGGUGGGCAUGCCUCCUGUCGCGUGAAUGGGGCGGCGGAUGCCUCCAUGGAGAUCCGGGGUAAAGACGGUUGCCAGAACAAGCGAGGCAAGGGUCCAGAUGAUGCGGCUGCGCAUUCCGGAGGGUUGAAAGGCAAUGUUUACGCUCGGACCCUGACGAAAAAACGGUCUUGCGCGGCAAGAAGCCCGACCAACAGGGAGACACUAGUCCGGACUCCGGAGGACGGCGACGACUUCAUGGAUCUUCCUCGUAGAGGUCCUGCUGGCCGGCGACUUCUCCGAUGUACGACAAACUCAUGCCUCUUCUACCGCUCGUGGGGGAAGCAAGAAACCACAUGCCCCAGGAGGCAGCAUUACUCCCAAGCGGACAGGUCUGCAUAA